CUGGUCAACAUCAAUCCCGCCUACCGCCUGACCGAGCUCGAAUACGCCCUCAACAAGGUCGAGUGCCGGGCGCUGGUCACCGCCGAAUCGUUCAAGUCGAGCCGCUACAUCGAGAUGCUGCGCAAGCUCGCGCCGGAGCUCGACCGUACCCGGCCCGGCGGGCUGAAGGCGGAGAAGCUGCCCCAUCUCGAAACCGUCGUUCGCCUCGGCACCGAGACCACCGCCGGCAUGUACAACUUCGACGAGGUGUCGGGCCUCGCGGGCGCUGCGGAACGCGACCGGCUGCACGUACUCGGCGGCCAGUUGCAGUUCGACGACCCGAUCAACAUCCAGUUCACCAGCGGCACCACGGGCUUCCCCAAGGGGGCGACGCUCAGCCACCACAACAUCCUCAACAACGGCUACUUCAACGGCGUCACGCUUGGCUUGAGCGAGCGCGACCGGGUCUGCAUCCCGGUGCCGCUCUAUCACUGUUUCGGCAUGGUCAUGGGCAACCUGAUGUCCGCCGCCUUCGGCGCGACCAUGGUCUAUCCCAGCGAUGCCUUCGACCCGCUGGAGGUGCUCCGCACCGUCGAGGCCGAGCGCUGCACGGUGCUCUAUGGCGUCCCCACCAUGUUCAUCGCCGAGCUCGACCAUCCCGAGUUUGCGCGCUUCGAUCUCUCCUCGCUCCGUACCGGCACGAUGGCGGGCUCGCCCUGCCCCAUCGAGGUCAUGCGCCGCGUCAUCGGCGAGCUGCACAUGGAAGAGGUGACCAUCGCCUAUGGCAUGACCGAGACCAGCCCGGUGAGCUUCCAGUCGGCGACGGACGACCCGAUCGAGCGCCGGGUCUCCACCGUCGGGCGUGUCCACCCCCAUGUCGAGGUCAAGGUCGUCGAUCAGGACGGCAAGGUCAUGCCGCGCGGCGAGACGGGCGAGCUGCUCACCCGCGGCUAUUCGGUCAUGCGCGGCUACUGGAACGACGAGGACAGGACCCAGGAGGCGAUCGACAAGGCGGGCUGGAUGCACACCGGCGACCAGGCCACCAUCGACGCAGAGGGCUAUUGCAACAUCGUGGGCCGCAUCAAGGACAUGGACGUGCAGGUGAUCGGCGUGCCGGACGAGAAGUACGGCGAGGAGCUUUGCGCCUGGAUCAAGCUGAGAGACGGCGAAGAGGCGAAUGCGGACGAGAUCAAGGCCUUCUGCAAGGACCAGAUCGCCCACUUCAAGGUGCCGCGCUACGUGCGCUUCGUGGAUGAGUUCCCGAUGACCAUCACGGGCAAGAUCCAGAAGUUCAAGAUGCGCGAAACCAUGAUCGCGGCGCUCGAGCUCGCGGAACAGAAGACCGCCUGA
Messenger RNA from Geodia barretti, 1329 nucleotides. Lineage: Eukaryota; Metazoa; Porifera; Demospongiae; Tetractinellida; Geodiidae. The record is from the annotation of a GenBank genome assembly.